Penicillium riverlandense is the source of this 2115-nucleotide messenger RNA. Its product is annotated as Zn(II)2Cys6 transcription factor. Bases 1 to 2115 code for a protein of 704 amino acids. Lineage: Eukaryota; Fungi; Ascomycota; Eurotiomycetes; Eurotiales; Aspergillaceae. Gene Ontology annotation, biological process: positive regulation of transcription by RNA polymerase II. The record is from RefSeq and is a predicted model, not a curated record. Gene Ontology annotation, molecular function: zinc ion binding; transcription cis-regulatory region binding; DNA-binding transcription factor activity, RNA polymerase II-specific. The transcript is spliced from 3 exons. Gene Ontology annotation, cellular component: nucleus.
AUGGCGCACUCAUACCACCCCCAGCCCGCCAUGACGGGCUUCUUCGACCCAUUGCAACAGGACUCGACGGCCGCGUACUCGCUAUUUGGUCCGACUCAGUACCCCGAGAGCGUUGCCUUCUGGCACGACCCCUCCGCGGCGCCCUCACUGCCCACUCCAACCUAUCCAUCGCCGCCGAAGUCGCAUCCCACCUUACUGCAACCCAUCCCGGACUUGAAGAAACAUAAGCGCACACGCAGCGGCUGCUUCACCUGUCGCUCGCGGCGCAUCAAGUGCGACGAGACCCGGCCGACCUGCGAGCGCUGUCGCAAGGGCAGCCGCGAAUGCGUCUAUCCCUCGCCCACCACGCCCGCCACCUCUAAGUCCAGCGUCCGUUCAUCGGGCAAAGCACGUGGCCCGCGCCCAAAGUCGCAGGGGAGUGACUCAUCCGGUAAACCAGAAGUCGAAGCGGUCAGUCCGCUGGAACCCAUCCUUGACGAAGAUGAACCCGAAAGCACCGAGCCGGGAUCGCGCACGUCCCCUACGAGCGGCGGGAUCACGUCGCGACCCAAGUUACAGAAGAGUCAAAGCACACAGUCCCUACAGCAACGGAGCACGAAACCGGCAUCCGAAAGCUCUCCCCUUCAUAAAGAGCAGAGUAGUUCGCCCUCCUCCACGACCGAGUCGUCGCGCUUCGAGUCCAUGAGCGCGCGGUCGGCCAGUAUCGUGGACCCGCUCAGCAAUACCCGACUGCCGGACGACGUGCGGUUUUAUUUGAAUUUCCACCAGGAGUAUAUCACAUAUCAACAUUAUUUUCUAAAGCAGAGCAGUGACCACUUCAUCCAUCAGAGCAUCAUCGAGCUUGCUCUGCAGUACGAGCCGCUGCUCUAUGCCCUCACCGGGUUCUCGGCAUAUCACCACACACUACAGAGUCCCGACGGCAAGAUGUAUACAUUCCUCAAAUAUUACAACAAGGCAUUGACUCUGUUGCGAAAAUCAUUGGGCUCUGCGGAAGAGCACGGCGAGGCGACAUUGGUCACUGUUCUGGUUCUCACAUCUUUUGAGGAAUACAUUGGUGACUGGGUGAAUUUGAUCGAUCACCACCAAGCCGCGCACGCGCUGAUGCGGGAGCUGUUGACUCCGGAAUCUACCAGCGUGAACGAGCUACACAGUAACAUCUUUUUAUGGUAUGCACGCUUCGAUGUUGUUGUCGGGAUUUUAGCCGGCACAGAAGUGGUCCUCGGUCGGAAUUGGUACAUCGCAAAGGAACAGUAUGACGCCGAACAAGCCGCUCGAUAUCCAGGAGACCCGACUAUGCAAUUGGCCUUGGUAGCUUCGAUCAACCGCCGCUUCGGGUUGGACAUGGCUUCGCUAUAUGCCAAACUAUCGCGCGGCCUGAUUCCAUUCGACGAGUUCGCCGCACAGAACGAACAGCUCGGCCAAACAUUGGAUCGGGCAAAGGCAAUUUUAAAGCAAUUCGACGAAUCCGACUACCUCGUCCGCUCCUUUCCACACCAACAACCCUUGACCGAUGACGACAUCGUGGACCCUUAUGCUCCUGGUUGCCUGUACCACGGCAUCCUAUGGGAGUACAACUACGCCUUGAUCGAUAUUCUCUCCACCGAGACAAUGUACAAAUACCAGACCAUGCUCUCCCUCAAACGGCCCCUUCUCCCGGAUCUCCAGAAACUAGCCUACGAGCAGUGCCAAUUGAUCGAGGCCAUCGACCGCUGGCCAGAUAAAGAGAACGGAUAUUGCAUCGGCUUCAAAAAUUGCAUCGGCAUUGCCAGCAUGUUUCUCCCCAAGGAUAACAAGCACCAGAUGUGGUCGCGGCGGAAGAUGGCAUUGAUGGAGCAGAACGGCUACAUCAUCGCUCCGAAAUUCCGCGCCGCUCUUGCUGCUAUCUGGCAAGUACCCGAAAUCAACCACUGGUGGCUGCCUAAUGACGAAGGGUAUCCCAACAUCGUGCGCGAAAUCCGCUCUUUAUCUGAGGAACGCCUGACCCAGCCGCGCGAUGAUUUUAGGGAGAAUGUUCGCGAUAUGAAGUCGUUGUUUUGGAAGCUGAGUGUCGACGAGCAGGAUGAGCCGCAUCAAGGUCCUAGUCCUUCGAGCAGUCACAGUGGUCCUCAGCAGUAG